AUGGGGGCUUGCGUCACGGGGUGGAUGGGUGUUUGCAGGUACCUGGUGGAGGAGAAGGGGUUCGAUGCCAACUCCACAUCUACGGACGGAGAGACGCCCAUCUUCGUCGCCACCGAGUCGAACCAUGCCGGCGUCGUCCCUCUUCUCAACUACUUUCUCAGCCGCGGCGGCGAUCCAGCUGCGCCCGACGCCAGGGGUUGCACGCCGCUGCACAAUGCCGCCGAGCACGGGCACAGCGAGGCUAUAGGACUGCUGCUGUCCAGGGGUAUUCCCGUGGAUCCUCUCAACUAUCACGGGACGCCGCUGCACUUGGCUGCAGGAAAGGGCCAUGCCCAGGCUCUCAAGGUCCUGCUAGAGCAUGGUGCCGAUCCCAAUAGAGUUGUCAAUCAUGUGUCUUCACCACUCCUGAUGGCUUGCUUUGCUGCCAAAUUGGAAUGCGUUAAGCUACUGGUUAAGGCUGGUGCUAACGUGAACUUCCAACGUCCACCAGGGCCAACUAUGUUAUUAGCUGCAGUUAGCGUUGGCUCAACGGACAUUGUCAACUUCUUGCUAAAGGCCGGAGCGGACCCUAAUAUUCAUGAUGGGUGUGGGAAAUUCCCAAUCAUGCUAGCAGCUUCUCAUAAGCGACGUGAGCUUGUUAAAAUUCUGCUUCCUCGGACAAAUCCCAUUCCUUCCAUGCCAGACUGGAGCGUUGGUGGGAUUAUUGGUACCAUGAAAACUCUAGCCCCGGUGUUGGCUGAAGAACCAAUUGCUAAUGUCAAGUCAGAAGGAAAGGAAGCGUUUGCAAAUGGGGACUACGGUUAUGCAAUCCACUGUUAUUUGCGGGCAAGCGCCAUUGACCCACAUGACGCCACCAUACUGGCUAACCAGAGCCUAUGCUGGCUGAAGCUGAGAGAAGGGGAGCGAGCUGUGUCCAGUGCUCAACAAUGCCGAAGGUUGCGUCCUGAUUGGGCUAAGGCAUGGUACCGCGAGGGCACAGCUCUCAGCUUGCUACAGAAGUACAAAGAUGCGGCCGAUGCGUUCGUGGAAGCGCUGAAACUUGACCCCGGGAACGAUGAGGUCGAGAACGCGUUAAGAGAGGCCAUGCGGCAUCGAGAUGGUGGCAAUGCAGGAGAGAACCCUUGA
Messenger RNA from Miscanthus lutarioriparius, 1125 nucleotides. Lineage: Eukaryota; Viridiplantae; Streptophyta; Magnoliopsida; Poales; Poaceae. The record is from the annotation of a GenBank genome assembly.